AUGGCUGGACACUUGGCCAAAUUCUGGUGGCACUUCUUGGUUGUUGCAGAAAUGUCUUAUGCUGUAAAGAAGGCAACGGCACUGGAAUGCUUGGUGCGUCUAGCGUCUGUAAGGCGUUCUUUGUUUACAAAUGAUGCUGCCCGUUCUAAAUUUUUGGCCCAUUUAAUGACAGGAACCAAAGUAAUCCUGCAAACAGGGCAAGCAGGUCUUGCAGAUCAUGAUAAUUACCAUGAAUUUUGUCGUCUUCUUGGUCGUUUCAGAGUGAAUUAUCAGUUGUCGGAGCUUGUUAAUGUGGAAGGCUAUAGCGAUUGGAUACGUUUGGUUGCAGAGUUUACUCUCAAAUCUUUGCAAUCAUGGCAGGUUAAUCAUUGUGUUGCUUUCAAACUUUCCCAGAGAAUACAUGAUAAAUUACGGCUCAAAAAUCAUUCUAAUGUUUUUGAGCAUUUUAUCUUUGGGACAAUGGUGGCACUGCCUGGAAACAAUUCAGGACUAUGUCUUGUUUUGAUUAAGCUGAUACCUUCUUGUCAGUGGGCAAGCAAUAGUGUGUACUACCUGUUAGGGCUGUGGUCUAGAUUGGUGUCUUCUGUUCCAUAUUUAAAAGGUGAUGCACCAAGCUUACUGGAUGAAUUUGUUCCCAAGAUUACUGAAAGUUUCAUCACAUCAAGAUUCAACUCAGUGCAGGCUGGAUUACCUGAUGAUCUUUCUGAGAACCCCUUAGACAAUGCUGAACUUCUUCAGGAUCAAUUAGACUGCUUCCCAUACCUUUGUAGAUUUCAGGAAAGAGCAAGAAUACAUGUUUCUGAUAACAGUGACCUGACUGUGAUUGAAGAUAAACUUGCUUGGAUUGUUCAUAUCAUUGCUGCAAUUCUGAAGAUAAAACAAUGUACUGGUUGUAGUUUGGAAUCACAGGAGGUACUCGAUGCAGAACUUUCUGCUCGAGUUUUACAGUUGAUAAAUGUAACUGACAGUGGAAUACACAGUCAGAGAUAUGGUGAGAUAAGCAAACAGAGACUAGAUAGGGCAGUACUUACUUUCUUUCAGAAUUUUCGAAAGUCUUAUGUUGGAGAUCAGGCUAUUCAUUCUUCCAAGCAGUUAUAUACCCGGUUAUCUGAACUUCUUGGCUUACAUGAUCAUCUAUUACUGUUGAAUGUGAUUAUUGGCAAGAUUGUGACUAACCUUAAGUGCUACACGGAGAGUGAAGAGGUCAUUGACCACACCUUGAGUUUGUUUUUGGAGCUUGCAUCUGGCUACAUGACUGGAAAACUACUUUUGAAGUUGGAUACAGUGAAAUUUAUUGUUGCCAAUCAUACGUGUUCCAUAAGAACUGCUUCCUCUUCUCUUCCUCCUCUAUUUUCCCUCUCUGAGCUGGCUUUUGCAAUGGUUACUGUUGUAUACAAUUUGGCAAGUGUCUGCUUCAAGGGAGUUUUCAUGAGGGAGCAUUUUUCAUUUUUGGAAGCAAAAAGAUGCACUCGCAGCAGAACAACAUUCUAUUACACUAUUGGCUGGUUGAUAUUCAUGGAAGAUAGCCCCGUGAAAUUUAAAUCUUCAAUGGAUCCACUCCAGCAGGUUUUUCUCAGUUUGGAAUCAACUCCGGAUGCAGUAUUUCGAACGGAUGCUGUAAGGUUUGCACUUGUUGGUUUGAUGAGGGACCUUAGAGGAAUUGCAAUGGCCACAAACAGGUUUGGUAGUCAUGCUGUCUCUGUUAUUCAAUCUGAGGGAAGCAAUUGA
Molecule: messenger RNA, 1728 nt
Organism: Sphenostylis stenocarpa
Lineage: Eukaryota; Viridiplantae; Streptophyta; Magnoliopsida; Fabales; Fabaceae
Source: the annotation of a GenBank genome assembly